This is a messenger RNA of Dufourea novaeangliae, 635 nucleotides long. Its product is annotated as tail-anchored protein insertion receptor WRB-like. Gene Ontology annotation, biological process: tail-anchored membrane protein insertion into ER membrane. The record is from RefSeq and is a predicted model, not a curated record. NCBI's taxonomy places the organism in Eukaryota, Metazoa, Arthropoda, Insecta, Hymenoptera, Halictidae. The coding region runs from base 1 to 495 and encodes 164 amino acids. The transcript has 4 exons.
AUGAAUUUACUUGUAAUAUCAACUGUAAGUUGUUUUUUGGAAUAUAUUGUUCCAAUUUUAAUUAAGUAUGUCACAUCCCGUUUGUACACAGUAACAAAAUAUGAUAUGGAACUACGUAAAGACUUGAUGAACCUAAAACAAGAAAUGGUUGGGAUUUCAAUAGUUGAUGAAUUUUCAAGAUUUGCAAAACUUCAACGUAAAUGCAAUAAAAUUGAGGGCAUUUUAAAAGAAACAGCAAACAAACGAUUAACUUCUCAAAUGAAGGUACAGUUGUUUGUAAGAUAUGGUUUCCACCUAUUAAAUGGUUUACUGCUACUGGUUUUGUCAUAUAUUUACAGAAGUACACCAGUAAUAGUAUUUCCAAAAGGUAUGCUAUGGCCAAUACACAAUUUACUAAGUUGGCCAUGCUAUCAAGAAGAUUCAAUUUCUUUGAUUAUGUGGAUUAUAAUUGCUAGAUUAGUUGUAUCUGCAUGUAAAAAAAUUGACAUAACGUGAUACUAAUUAUUUCCCAUUAAAUCGUUUGUGAAGAUUGAAAUAAAAGUUUUCUUUGGAAGGAUUUCAGUGAACUGAUACGCUCUCUCAAAGCAUAUUUACUAGAAUAAACUUGGUUUUCAACUGCCAAUAGAUAAAUGACA